Babesia microti strain RI is the source of this 2970-nucleotide messenger RNA. Its product is annotated as Elongation factor Tu GTP binding domain. The transcript has 4 exons. The record is from RefSeq and is a predicted model, not a curated record. Gene Ontology annotation, biological process: mRNA splicing, via spliceosome. Gene Ontology annotation, cellular component: U2-type catalytic step 2 spliceosome; cytosol; U4/U6 x U5 tri-snRNP complex. Lineage: Eukaryota; Apicomplexa; Aconoidasida; Piroplasmida; Babesiidae. Gene Ontology annotation, molecular function: GTP binding; translation elongation factor activity; U5 snRNA binding. Bases 1 to 2970 code for a protein of 989 amino acids.
AUGGAUUUAUAUGACGAAUUUGGCAACUAUAUCGGCCAAGAGUUGGAUAGCGACAGUGACGGAAUCUUCGAUAGUGAAGACGAUGCACAGAUAAAAAAACCACAUCUGGACGAGGAGAUAUUGCCCGAACCCAGUGGGCUAGCUCAGAUUGAGGAUGAUGAAGAUGAUAUAUACAAGGGGGCGAAGGUUGUAAUUCAAGAGGAGGAUAUGCAGCCGUUGGAAGUGCCAAUUAUAGCGCCAGUGGAGAAAGAGGCGGUACGGCUUAAGGACGUGAAGAAAUUAGAUAGCGACUACAACGCCAGAAAUUUCAACAUCAAGGAAGAUAUACGAGAAAGUGAUGAGGAUAUAGAGUUUUUUCUUUGCCUAACUAAACAACCUGAGUAUAUACGAAAUAUAUGUAUCGCUGGUGACUUUCACCACGGCAAAACAACUCUCAUGGAUUUGUUUCUAGAAAAAUCACUUAUUUACUCGGGGCAAAGCAACGAUUUUCCCGAGCGAUACAUGGAUAGCAGACUUGAUGAACGCACACGGGAGAUGUCAAUUAAGGCGAAUCCCAUCAGUUUGUUAUUCUCAAACGAUCUAUAUGAGGGACUAGAUUGCGUUGGAUGUGAUGAAGCCGUGUGGAAGCACAAAACAUUCAUAUUCAACAUGUUUGAUUGCCCUGGACACAUAAACUUCUUCGAUGAGUUUGCCCAUGCUGCAACUAUUUGUGAUGUUACAAUAUUGGUAAUCGAUGUGUUAAUGGGAUGUAAUAGUACCUGUGAAAAUAUCAUUAAAUUGUGCCUUUAUGAUAAUAUCAAGUUUGUCGUGGUAAUAAACUGCAUCGAUCGCUUGAUUAUGGAAUUAAGAUUACCCCCAGCUGACGCUUACCACAAAAUCAAUCAUGUCAUAAAUCAGGUUAACACGUAUGCAGGCAAUUUGGCAUCAACUUUGGGACUUCAAGUUGAUACUUAUAGCCCAAUAAAUGGUAAUGUAGCGUUUGCCAGCGGCCAGUUUGGCAUUUUUUUCACCUUAAAAUCAUUCUCUGUUCUGUAUAGCGAUGCACUCAAUAGUGGACUUGGCGUUGAAAAAUUUUAUAAAAAGCUCUGGGGUAAUAGUUAUUACAACAGAGAAACGUUUAAGUUUACCUCAUGUGGUAAGGUUGAAGAACAAAGAUCGUUUGUGGAAUUUGUCUUAACCCCCCUAUACAAGCUAUUUGGCAUAGUUUCUGGCAAGGAGCCAGAGCUUGUCAACAACAUAUUGAAUGAUCGCUUUGGCAUUCAUUUAAAUGAAUUGGAAAUGGGUGCUAAUACUAGGAAUUUAUUACGCACAACUUUUACCAAAUUGUUCCACAACGCCUCUGGCUUCGUCGAUUUCGUGCUAAAUCAGUCAAUACCCUCUUCCUUUAAUGCCAUUAAUAAAAUCCAGAGCCUGUAUACUGGUGAUUUGACAACUCAAUUUGCAUCUGAUAUGCUAUUGGGGGAUCCAAAUGGGCCACUAGUAAUUCAUAUAGUCAAAAAUUACCACGAUGAUAAUUGUAAAUCAUUCUCACUCUUUGGUAGGAUAUACUCGGGCACAAUUACUGUGGGCCAGGAAAUUCGAAUCCUUGGAAACACUUUUUCGCUGAAUGAUGACGAAGAUAUGGUCGUACGUACUGUUGCCUCACUUGCCAUACCAAAGGGUAGAUACAAUAUAUCAGUCCAAUCACUAAGCGCUGGAAAUUGGGUUCUCAUCUCUGGCAUUGAUCUGUGCCUAUUCAAAACAUGCACCAUUACAAAUUCAGUUGAGUGUGAGAUAUUUAAACCUCUAUCACAGCGGUUUAAAUAUCUACCAUGUAUGCUUGCAGUUUGUAAAAUUGCAUGCGAACCUCUCGUGCCAUCUGAGCUACCAAAAAUGGUCAAGGGGCUGCGCAGCAUUGAAAAGAUUUACCCAUCAAGUAAAAUAAAGGUAGAAGAAAGCGGAGAACAUGUUGUGGUUGGAACGGGGGAGUUGUACCUUGAUUGUAUAUUUCAUGAUCUUCGCAAGUUGUACGGCGACUUGGAGAUAAAAGUCUCAGAUCCAGUGGUAAUAUUCACCGAGACAAUUGUGGAAACAUCAGCCAUUAAAUGCUGUGGUGAGACUCCAAAUGGAAAAAAUAAGAUUUAUUCCGUUGCCGAACCAUUAGAGAAAGGGCUAUGCGAUGCAAUUGAAAAGGGGAUGGUUAGAAUCGGCAGUCCCUUCUUCGAACAACAACUGCUCGAUAUCUACCAAUGGGACCGCUUAGCCGCUAAAAAUGUAUGGGCAUUUGGCCCUGAUGCACAAGGUCCAAAUAUAUUGCUUAAUGACAUCCUCCCCAGUGCAAAUUUGACACUAUGUGACUCUCUGAGAGAUAGCAUUAUCCAAGGAUUCCAAUGGGCAACAAGGGAAGGACCUUUGAUUGAAGAACCGCUGAGGAAUGUGAAAUUUAAACUACUCGAUUUAUCUAUCGCAAAUGAUUUCAUUGAUUAUGGCGCAGGACAAAUAAUACCAACUGCAAGGCGCGUAGUAUACAGUUCAGUGCUGCUGGCAGCACCUAGACUGAUGGAACCAGUGUUUUUAUCUGAAAUAUACUGUCCUGCAGACUGUGUGACACCAAUACAAGCAAUUUUGGACAGACGUAGGGGACAUGUGAUCCGAGACCUACCGAUCCCCGGAUCUCCAUUUUACACUGUACACGUUUAUAUACCGGCAAUCGAAUCCUUCGGAUUUGAGACAGAUUUAAGAAUGCAUACUAGUGGACAAGCCUUUUGUGUAAGUGCCUUUGACCACUGGAACAUAGUACCAGGGGACCCGCUCGACAAGACAAUCGUAUUGAAACCAUUGGAGCCCGCGCCCAUUCCCCACUUGGCGCGCGAGUUCUUACUAAAGACAAGACGGCGCAAAGGCCUCUGCGAGGACAUUACGAUCAACAAGUUUUUCGAUGGUCCGUCAAUGGACCAGAUUGCAGCGGAUCUGGAAAUGUUGACCAUGUGA